Sus scrofa (pig) is the source of this 5150-nucleotide messenger RNA. It is a transcript of the gene PPP1R26, whose product is annotated as protein phosphatase 1 regulatory subunit 26. Lineage: Eukaryota; Metazoa; Chordata; Mammalia; Artiodactyla; Suidae. Gene Ontology annotation, biological process: negative regulation of phosphatase activity. Gene Ontology annotation, molecular function: protein phosphatase inhibitor activity. The record is from RefSeq and is a predicted model, not a curated record.
GCCGAGCCUGUGCCCCGGAGUGGGAGGGCAGGGCAGGCUCCGCCGCUCCACCGCCCCGCCGGAGGGUCUCGCCUUGCCUCCAGCUCCCGGGGCACAGGCAGUGGCCCUGCCGCUCUGCUGGGAAGACGUCCUUGGGGUAUGGUGAGGUCUCACCUCUGGCAGGCCUGCCCGAUUUAGGCCCGGCCCUCCCGGAGAGCCCAGAGCUUCACCUCCCCGGCCCUGGGGAAAGCCCACCUGGGAGGCUGGAGCGGGAGGUGCGCAGGGGGACCACGGGCUGACAGCAGCAGGGGCUCUGACCUCCUGGAGGGUGGUUUCUGGACUGAGAAGAGGCCCACGAGCCCCCUUCCACUUUUCACAUGGUGGCACCUCAGGGGUUUGGGGCAGGCUGGCAGUUGGACAAAGCAGGAGCCCCUGGCUUCAGCUCACAGUCGCUCCAAGUCCACUUUAGGGGAGUUUUCCAGAAUGAUUCAUCUCUCGCGGAUGGUUUUAAAGCCACAAGCUGUUGCUGGAGACGCCGUGUGGAUUUUUAACCUCAUUCUUGCACUAGGAGCUGCUGGUUCGAGACAAGCCCAGACAUCCCGGGGACACGGCCCUGAGCCUGGAUUCACACCUGUCAGCCUCUCCCACCUGCAGAGGAGCGUCUGAGCCCUAAGCUCAUUGGCAGCGCCUGGCGACUUUGAGGGGGAGAUGCAGCUCCUGUUCCUUCACGGAGGCAAUGGACAGAGGGACCAGGAGGGGACAUGCGAGCCGGCAGCAUUUUCCCCGGAACCUGCGCAGCCAUCCUCCCUGUACCGCUGCGGCAGCUGAGGCCCCGAGGCGUGAGCGACUGGCCUGGGGGCCCAAGGCCAGCGGGACGCUCCCCAGGCCUGUUUCUCGGCGGCCCCGGGCCACAGCCCGGCCACGGCCCCAGCGCGCCGGAUCCUCCAGCAUGUGAAGCAGGCAGAGAAGCCGGGUGCCACCUCUCUGCCCGUCCCGUCUGCUAGGAUGUUUCUCAUGAACGCCCCUCCUGUGCUCGCCCUGCAGUCCAAAUGGGAGGCCUUCGGCCAGCCCGCGAGCUGUAGGUUCCCCCGAUGCUUCUCGGAGCCGAAAGAGGGCAUCGCGAGAGCGGCGGUGAGCGCCAAGGUGCACAUGGUCAUCAGCACGCUUCAGGGCAACGGCGCCGCUCUGGGCAUGAGCGGCGAGCAUGCCCGGCAGAGGAGCCAGAGGGCAGAGAGAGGCCACGGCGCCAGGCUGGCCGCCAGCCCCGCCUUUGCUGCCUGUGGUCUUGCUGGUUUGGACCCCAAGCGGGAGGAGGGGGCCUCAGACCUUGGCCCCCUGGUGCUGGAUUCGGACAGCGACGACUCCGUGGACCGGGACAUCGAGCAAGCCAUCCAGGAGUACCUGAAGGCCAAGAGCGGAGCCGCCCCAGCGCCCGGGGCCGCAGACGGGGCCGGUGGGUGCAAAUCAGAGCCGCCUCCGAGCAGCACUCCGGCUGCCCUCUGUGCCCCCAGCCUUGCAGCUGGCUCUCGCGGUGUCCCCAGCAGCCGGAGGAGGGCCGGUGAGGACCGGGGCUCCGCCUCCCCGGUCAGCGUGAGCAGUGACGACUCCUUCGAGCAGAGCAUCCGAGCCGAGAUCGAACAGUUCCUGAGCGAGAAAAGGCAGCACGAAACCCAAAAAUGCGACCUCCCCGCCGACAGAAAACCAGACGCCAGCAACAGCUUGGCCAAAGCGGCGUGCAGGUCCGGCAGAGAGCCGACGGGCAAGGCACAGCGGCAGGACCCGGCAGGCGCCUGCAAGGAGUUUGUCUUCCGGAAGCCUCCCAGGUCCGCAAAGGCCAGUGCGCAGCCCAGAGGCCCCAGGUCCAAGGUCACCGGCGAACCCCCCGCCAUCGCAGGCCGCCCCGCAGAAGCAGCCCCGAGCAGAGGUGGGGGCCGGAGGGGCGCCGGCCCCGGGAGGCGGGGGAGGCGAGUCCGGAGCGCCACCCCCGUGCGCGAGGCAGCCGACUCCAGCAGUGACGACGGCAUCGAGGAGGCCAUCCAGCUGUACCAGCUGGAGAAGAGGAAGGAAGCCGCUGGGGACCCGCCGCAGAGGUCCCCGCCCGGGGAGGAGAAGGGGCCCGGGCCCCCUGCACACAGCGCCAGCCUCUGCGCACGAAGCGCCUGGCCUGAAGCCCACGGCAAAGCCCCCAGCAGGAAGAAGCCUCCGGCCCUCAAGGCUGCAGACCUGAGCCCGGAUGGCCCGGACCCCGACCAAGCUGCCCAGCUUCCCAAGGAAACCACAGCUCCCGCACCUCCAGGAAACACAACGGCCAACAGCGGGCGUGCUGACCGGUCCCCGUGCCGGGCGGACACGUCCGCCGAGCUGAUGUGCGCCGAAGCCAUCCUGGACAUUUCCAAAACGAUCCCGCCGGCUCCCCUGGAAGGCGGCGACCGGGCCCUGCCCGCCAGCCCGCUCCUCUCUCCCCCAAACGUGCCCUCCCGCUCUGACGGCGACAGCAGCUCUGUGGACAGUGACGACAGCAUCGAGCAGGAGAUCCGGACGUUCUUGGCCCUGAAGGCGCAGUCGGGGAGUUUGCUGGCCAGAGCGGACCCCUGCCCACCGCCCGCCCAGAGCCCCCUGCCCUCGCCCGGCCUCAGGGCCCCCGCUAAAACGCCAGACCUGGCGCUGAGCUGCAAGAGGAAACGCGGAGGCAGCGGCCACGCUGUGCGACCUUGCGCACCCAAGCGGACCAGAGAGACGGCGGUGGUGCCGGAGGGUGCCCAGGACGCCGACCGAGGCCUGGGGAGAGCCAGCGAGACCCCCGCGAGGGAGGGUGAGACCCAGGGCCAGCCUGUCCCUGGCAGGACGGGCGUGCUGGGCCCUGAACACGUUCCCGCAGACACGCAGGGGGCCGUGUCCCCAGGCCCCGGGAAGGUGGCCGAGGCAAGGCCCAGGGACGAGAAGGAGAGCUCCGAGGAUAAGAGCAGCUCGCUGGACAGUGACGAGGACCUGGACACUGCCAUUAAGGACUUGCUGCGGUCCAAGCGGAGGCUCCGGAAGCGGUGCAGGGACCCCAGGGCCGGCUGCAAGAAGAAAGUCAGGUUCAGCACCACGGAGACACAGUUCUUGGAUAAAGUCGGGGCUUUCCAGAAAGACUGGCGAGACCGAAGCCCACACUUGCUGAAAAGCUGCCUCUCCAAGUCCAGAAAAGAGGGGGGGAGGCCGAAGCCGGAUGGCACCACGGCCGAGGACGGGUCCCCAGCUCUCCGGCCCAGGGACAGAGCCGCAGGAGGGAGCCUCUUCUCCAGUGAAACGUCCGCCGGUGACCCUCCCAGUCCAGCCCCAAGCGCCAGUUCCCUUUCUGGCGACACGAGUUCCGUGGACAGUGAUGACAGCAUCGAGCUGGAGAUCAGGAAGUUUUUGGCCGAAAAGGCCAAGGAGUCCGUGAGUGGAUUAGAAAUUCAGGGAGGGGGCCCGGGCGCUCUCGGGACCGGGAGCACGGCCAGGCCGGAGCUGCCGGGCCGGAAAGUGCCACCCCCCAGCCCGGCCCUCCCGCCCGGUUUGUCCACACGGAGCCAGAGGGGCAGGGGGCCCUCGCAGCCGGCUGAGGGACCGAGGGGCCUGGGGAGAGCCUUCCCCCUGGGCGGGAGGAGCAGCCCCCGGGCCGAGCAGGCCUGCCUCCCCGCAGCCCUGGCCAGAUGUGAGCUGGCGCCGCCCAGGAGCGUCAGUGGGGCCGUGUCUGCCAAGGGGUUACCAGCCGGCAGGAGGAACGCCCACGCGCCCAAGGACCAGAGCCCCCGGGGGACCGAGCCUGCCUCCAGGGAAAGUGCUUUUGGUCAGCUGCCCAGCUGCACAGAAGCUGGCACCCGGGCAGGGAGCCAGAGCUCGCUGGCGGGGGCCCUGGGCACCGAGCGGGAUGGGGGACCCCGGCCUGGCCUCGCGCUGCCCUGGAGUGACUUCGCCCCCCAGAGCCGGCUGCCGAGCCCGUGGGCCCUGAGCUCGGAGGGCAGGGACGCAGCAUGGAAGGGGGGUGCUCUGGGGGCGCCGAGAGACACGGGGGCGGAGGGCCAGGCGCGGGGCUCGGCCAGCCUCGUGACGGACCCCAGGAGAGGCCUGCCCUUCGCCGGCUUCUCGCCGCUGCUCCCCUCGCAGCUGUUUCACUUUGGCAAGAGCGUCUCCUGGGGGGGCAAGCAGGCCGGCCUCUUCAGCGCCCCCCUGAGCCUGCCCCUGCCGGGCCCGGCCUUCCCGGCCUUCCGGGGGGCCCCCGCCGGCCAUGGCCCCGUGUUUGGAAGCUCACACCUGCUCGUGAAGGACAGUGGCCACUGGCCGCCCAGGAAGCCCCGGGCGGGGCUCGGGCUGCACGACAGGAGGCACUCGGGGUCCGAGGACAGCGUCUUGGACCUGAGGUUCGGGCGGAGGGGGCGAGACAGAGACGACGAGGACCAGGAGGCCCUGGGCAGCGACGCCAGUGAGUUCAGCGACACCUCGGUGGAGGAGGGCGGCGGCCCAGUGGCCAAGGGCCCCGUCCUGCAGCUGUGAGUGCGCCGGUGGGCAUGGGCGUGUGACACGCCCUGUACAGCCUGUAUAUUUGUACACUAACGCGAAACAAUGUUUUUAUUUAACAGACGUGUCCCAGUAAAUAUGAUUUUUGUAGCUUUUUUGUAAAUUAUUUAAAGUGCUGUACAAAAGUAUUUUUGAGCAAAUCCCAUCAUUCCGUUUCGUAGGGCGUCCCCCUUACAGGUUUCGUCAUCUCCACACAUGUCUUAGAUCAGCAGACGCUUGGUUCCGACCGCCCUGGCCCUUUAGGGUUGAUGCUGGUGGCCGCGGCCAGUGGUGGCCGCAGUUCACGCCUGGGGAAGGCGGCCGCUGGGGGCCUCCCUGCGACUCACAGGAGUGCCCAGCCGUCCGUGUUGGGGCCCCGCGGGACAGGACUCGUGGUGUAAAAGAGCCCCUGGCCCUGGGAGGCCCAGGCGUGACUUCUGAAUACCGUGGACACAGCCUUCGUUCGGAAAAGCGUUUCAAAGCACAAAGGCCAGCGAGCCAACUGGCCGUCCCAGUUGCAUGUAGAAAUUGCCAGUGAGCUCUCGAGGCAGGUCACCAGUUCCCCCCUGAAGCCUGUGUUGUUUAAUGUCCAGUCCUGUUCAAUUAUGACAUGAUUCUAACAGCUCAAUAAACCUCUUUUUUAUAUGGGA